AAUUCAAUUUUUAUGAAGCUGGAUUUUUUCGUAAACUUAACCCAGACAGGCAAAGAAUUGUCUUAAAACCCCUUAAAAACGCGAGGGGUUUAAGCAGGAAAAGAAAGAGAAAAAGAGAUGGCGUUUCGUUUUGUAAUGAAAUCAAGCGCCGCCGUCAAAACAGUGUCGCCGUUGCCGUUCAACCAUAUUAUUUGCCGGACUUUUGCCGGGAAAAGGGUGAAAGAAGAGAAACCAGAAGUGGAGUUACCGGACUAUAACGACGUCGUUCCGACAUCAGGAAUAAGCAGACCACUGUCAGAAAUUCUUAAAGAGAUCAACAAGAGAGUCCCUGAUUCUCUUGUUAAACUUCGCACUGAGUCUAAUGGAUUCUCUGUUAAAUACAUCCCAUGGCAUAUUGUAAAUAGGAUUCUGAACUUGCAUGCUCCUGAAUGGUCUGGUGAGGUACGGAACAUAACUUAUUCUGCUGAUGGAAAGUCUGUAUCCGUUGUUUACAGGGUCACACUCUAUGGGACUGACGCAGAGAUAUUUCGAGAAUCCACUGGGACUGCAUCUUUAAACGAGGCAGGAGGGUAUGGAGAUCCUGUGCAGAAAGCAGAAGGGAUGGCAUUUCGCCGAGCUUGUGCACGUUUUGGCCUUGGACUUCACCUUUACCAUGAGGAGUUGUUGUAGCAAGGCAAUGAGAUUGUCAGUUGAGAUAAGCUGCCCUCAGUGAAUACUCUGACAUUAUUAUGAUUUUGUUCAAUGUUCUCAUUAGCUCCUGUAAUUAUCCUUACCUAAGUGUAACAAUGCUAGAGUACCUUUUAAUAUGGUAUCUUAUGACUGAUUGCAGACUGCCUAUGCUUAUCCUGUAGGAAGUAACUUUUUAGAAUGUGUAAAGAUGGGUACUAUCUUUCGCUUCUUGAUUAAGAUGUCUUGCCUGGAUUUAUGUA
Molecule: messenger RNA, 929 nt
Organism: Daucus carota subsp. sativus
Lineage: Eukaryota; Viridiplantae; Streptophyta; Magnoliopsida; Apiales; Apiaceae
Product: DNA repair RAD52-like protein 1, mitochondrial
Exons: 4
Coding region: 118-669 (183 amino acids)
Biological process (GO): double-strand break repair via homologous recombination
Molecular function (GO): DNA binding
Source: RefSeq, a predicted model, not a curated record